CAUCUCACAUAAUUACAAUCUUAUGCAAGCUCUCCAAAGGACCGACUCAGAGACAAAAUGCGUAUGUAUGCACGGAACCCCGUCUCGGGGUGUAGGACCCAUAGACGCUGCUGCAGUCAUAUAAUGUAUGCUUCAGCCAGCGCAGACGUGACGGCCCGCUCCCGCGGCAACCGUCCUGAAGCAUCCGUCGACAUCUGCACGACCACUCAAAUGCUGACCAGCCAGGCCUUCACGCCCAGGAGAGCUGUGGGUCCCAUGCAACUUGACCUCAUUCCUGGCAAGGGCCUGGGUUGGCGCGCUUCGCGGGACGUACUGCCCGGCGAGCUGCUGCUCGCCUCACUGCCACUCGCAGUACUGUACGGCGCCCCUGGCGAGCCGCCGCCUAAUGAGGAGCUGGUGGCGGCGCUACGGCAGCGCUGGCCGCGUAUGACGCCGUACGAGCGGCGCUGGCUGCAGCUGCUAGCCGACUGCUGCGCCGCCUCCGCCGCCGCCUCCGCGGCGGCGGCGGCGGCUGCAGCUGCCGCGGUGAACCAGGCAGUGGGUGCGAGGGCGGGGCCGGUGCAGCAGACAGGGGCGGGGGCGGCGGCGGCAGUAGCACCGCUGUCGGUGCCGGUUGGGCCGGUGCCGAGCUCGAGGGAGCUGCUGGCACGGGCGAGGGAGCUGCUGCUGGCGGCAGCGGAGGAGCAGGAUGAGGAGGGUGGAGGGUCAGAGGCGCAAGGAAACGUUAGCGGGAGCGAUAUUCUGCCGCCGGCGCUGUUUGGCAGCGCCCCAGAGCCCAAGCGCACCUUCACCAGCCCGCUCCUGACCACGGCCGCUGGCGGCAGCAGUAGCAGCGGCAGUAGCAGCAGUAGCUCGGGCGGCCUGGUGGUCGACGUGGUGGCGCGCUACAGCUACUGCGAGGCACGCGAGGAUGCGGCUGUAGCAGAGCUGCUCGACGUUGACCUCGGCCUUGAGGACGGGCUUCCGAACAGCAGUAGCGGCGCCAACGGCAGCAGCAGGAAUGACGCCGACGACGGCAGUAGCACCAACGACGGCGGCGGCAGUAGCCGCGGCGGCGGCAGCGAGGGCGUGAGCGUGGCGGGGCUGUGGCCGGAGCUGGGGUUGUUGAAUCACAGCUGUGUGCCCAAUGCGGCGCUGCUGGUGGUUGGGGGCGCGCUGUAUGUGCGGGCGGGGCGGGUGGUGCUGGAGGGGGAGGAGGUCACCGUGUCAUACCUCAGCGCAGGCCUGUUCUCUGACGUUUCCGCCCGCCGCGCCGCCCUCCGCUCCAGCCACGGCUUCGUGUGCUGCUGCCCCCGCUGCCUCAUGGAGCAGGAGCACUUCCCCAGCCGCCGUCUGCCGGGGCUGGAGGCGGCGCGGGCGGCGGCACGGGCCGCUACGGCGGCGGCGGUCCGGGAGGCGAUAGCAGCGGCGACAGGCGCACGAGCAGCGGCAGGAGCAGGGGAAUCGGCAGGAGCGGCAGGGGAAGGGGCAGCAGGGGAAGGGAAAUCAACAGGGGUGGCUUUGGCUGCUUCGGCGGCGGCGGUGUCCGAGGCGGAGUUGUCGGAGUGUGCGCUGGCUGACGUGGCGAAGGCGGAGGCGCUCAUGGGGCACCGCAACCCCGGGCUGCUGCAGGCGCUGCUGGACGCGGCGUUUGGCAGCGGCCGCUUCGCCGCCGCCGCCGCGCCCGACCACCUGCUGCUGCGCGACAGCUGCACAGCUGUGGCGGCGGAGCUGGAGGCGGGCGUGCAUGCGGUGCUGACGGCGGCGUCGCGGCCGGCGCAGCAGCAGGCGGAGCUGCUGGCGCGGCUGGAGGGCAUUCUGGCGCAGGUGGAGCGCAACUGCGCCCACCUGGAGCUGCCGCCGCGUGGGCGGCUGCUGGUGCUGGCCGCUGUGCUGGGCGUGCUGCGCCUCACGUGCGAGCUGGGGGAGCUCAGCACGCAGGCCACGCCUGAGCGGCGGCUGCAGCUGUUGGUGACCACGGCCGAGGUGGUGGAGGCGGUGGCGCCCGGCAGCGACGCACACGUCACAGCCGCAGUCAAGGCGGCGAGCAUGGCGCGGCGAGUGCACGGGGCUGAGGGCGCGGCGGCGCGGCGGGCGGAGCUGGCGGCGGCAGCGGCGCACAUUGCUCGCUACGGCCGCGGGCUGUUGACGGAGCCGGGGCUGCUGCGGCGGAUGUCGGGGACGCGGCGGCGGCUGGCCACGGGUUCGGGUCUGGCGGCCAGGACGGGUGUGCUGGCGUGGGUACUGCAAGUCGGCGGCGGGACGGAGUGAUGAGGCGUCGAGGACAUUUGAGGAUCGCGCGAGUGGGGGUUGCCGUUGCCGGUGCAGCAUGCGCGCCAUUGAUGCCAUUGCUGUUACAGAUGAAAGUUUGUUAUGAAGGUCGAAGUGUGGGAAACGCCAGGGGGGGGGUAGGAACAAACUUUUUUGACCCCAUGCCAGGACCCCCCGACCCCCCGACCGACCGACCGACCGACCCCCCCUGCCGUACGACCCCCCAAAACCCCCUCAGAACCCCUUAGUUUUUUGUCAGGUUGGUGCCAAUUGACUGCUCUCGGUGAGCUCCAUCGCUAUGUUUGAUGAUCCGCCUUGGGAACACACUUUGGCCGACCGACAUGUGGACAUGUGGCCCGGCUGCCGACAAGUAUCCUGAUAGACUGGCCUGCUAUGCAACGGCUUACUUCAAUGUUAUUUGAUGAUACGAAAUGUGCUGACACGUUCAUCCAUGCAAAACCCGGCCGGCACCGGCCUGUCCCUGACCAGUUCCCCAGGCAUCUCCCGAAAUGCCGACAUGCCCCUCCCCAAACUGCCCCAAACUAUGCACGUGUGCUGAGUCUGGGGUAUACCUACGCACGCAUCGUUGAGCUGCACCCAUUGCGCCGCGUGCUGCAGGACAGAAGCGCUAGGAACAAAACUUGGCACGAACCUGACGAACCUGUGCAAAACCUCUUGGGACCCCCGACCGACCGACCGACCGGCCACUUUGAGGGGUCAUAACUUUGGUGUGUCUCGCUGCUAUGUCUGCCCUGGACUUUGGUCGGCAGCGUGUGGUUAUGGCCGGGUUGGCGGCGCGAGCGAAGCUGCCGUCGGCCCGGGUGCUGAGCAUUGGACUUGCCGUCGUAGCUGACUUCUGGGGUCGUCUCCAGACGUUUGUGACUUUGGGUAUCAGGCCAAAGGGUUGGGACGCUGUGCCGUUUGCGCAUCCCUUCAUAUCUCGGGCUGUUGGUGACGGCAUGGUUUUGCGCUUGCCGUAUGACGCUGAUUCCCCGCCCCCCUCGCCGUGAGAGGUUGUGCGUGGUUGGUGGCUAUGUGUGUGGGCAGGAUGCACGUGUGGGCGACCGUUCUAGUACCUGGACGCUUGCGCCCUGGUUAGUGCGUGCGCUGUGCGUGUGUCCUGCGGCCUAGACGUUUCCCGGCACUCCUGUGCCUAGGCUUGUGGCGUUGAGGCACAGCGGUGGGGCUCUGGCGGGUUGAGGCUUGGCUAGGACUCACUGUGCGCGGAGUCACACGGACUUUGCCCGCGGGAGGGUUUGCAGCAAAGUCGGGGUUGGGCCACGCGGGUACCACUCCGGCAAGUCCCUAGGGACUGCGUGUGUCCAAUGCCCUAGACUGCCGAAAUGUUAUCAUGUGACAUAUAAUAAGGUCCCUGAAUGAUUUCCGGGCAUAAACUCGAGCGGGAGCCGAAGUCGAAAUGCUAAAUGUCGCGCUCGCCAGGACUUACUGGAAUUCGCCCUACGCUGUCCGGAUGACAUAUAUAGGUGAACCUUAGUAGACGGCACUAGAUACAGGCCCAAAAUACCGCCUAUGCGAGAUAUGGGCUCUGGUCAAUUUCGCGACUUGAGCCCUGACCAACAUCUUUUGUCCUCUGCCGAGCGCUAAUGUCCACUAAUGAUGUAAGUUAUGUACCUA
Chlamydomonas reinhardtii is the source of this 3885-nucleotide messenger RNA. RefSeq lists its product as uncharacterized. The coding region runs from base 124 to 2250 and encodes 708 amino acids. Lineage: Eukaryota; Viridiplantae; Chlorophyta; Chlorophyceae; Chlamydomonadales; Chlamydomonadaceae. The record is from RefSeq and is a predicted model, not a curated record. The transcript is spliced from 8 exons. Gene Ontology annotation, molecular function: protein binding.